Messenger RNA from Drosophila arizonae, 2831 nucleotides. RefSeq names its product DEG/ENaC-family ion channel pickpocket 12 (gene ppk12). Gene Ontology annotation, cellular component: plasma membrane. Lineage: Eukaryota; Metazoa; Arthropoda; Insecta; Diptera; Drosophilidae. Gene Ontology annotation, molecular function: ligand-gated sodium channel activity. Gene Ontology annotation, biological process: sodium ion transmembrane transport. The record is from RefSeq and is a predicted model, not a curated record.
UUUAUAUAUUUAUUUAUACACACCCAUUAACUAUUUCGAGCAACACAAAUGCAGUGCAUGAAAUUUGCAGUAAUUAAUACAUAAGUGAUUUGAGUGAAAUGCGUAUUGAAUAUUUUAUUAGCGGCUUAAGCGAGCGUAACUGAAACCACAGAAACCAAUCAGGGCAAUUGCCUCAAAUGAUGGAAUCAAUAAAAGGCUUUAAUUAUUAUUCAUGGAGAUACCUUUAAGUAAUUACCUGGCUUAAUCGCUCAAUGUCCAGCAAGUGCCUGGCUAUAAGUAGCUGAGAGCUGUGGACAGACUUUAUAUAGUCCACACUGGUCGCAAUGGAGGCCAAGCAGAAAAGUCGGAAAAGUUGCGCGCUCUUGCAGCAUAGUUUUAAGAAAAGUUUGAAAGUGUUUCUGAAGGAAACCGGAUUGCAUGGACUGAAAUUUGUGGGCGACUCGGAGCUGAACAUCUGGGAGAGGCAAGCAUCGGUAGCUGGUUUAAAUCUGAUAUUAUUGCUAAGGACAAAUUGCAGGUCCUUUUUCCUGAUUGCCUUUGUGGCUGCCCUCGCGAUGACCUGCCAGCUGAUCUCGAACAUCUAUGCCAAGUGGGUUAGCACGCCCGUCAUCAUCGGCAUCAGUCCACAUGCCACGUCCAUACGGAAGGUGCCCUUUCCGGCUGUCACCGUCUGCAACAUGAAUCAGUUUCAGCGCAGCAAGGUCUUGCAAUACAGAGAGGGCUCGCCUGAGUACGAUGUCAUGAAGGUCCUUUGCAAUCCACGCUCGGAGCGGGUCUACCACAGCACUGAGGCAGACAACAGGGCCUGGGACACGACUGUCAACAGCAGCAACACCUUGAAGAUCACCGACUUUGUCAAGAAUCAUUCCCAGCCCUGCCACCAGAUGCUGCGAUACUGCCGAUUCAAUGGACAUGUAGCGCCCUGCGCCGAAAUAUUCCGUCUUAUCCUCACUGAUGAGGGCCUGUGCUGUGUCUUUAACUUUCUGCCCGCUCACUUUAUAUACUCUAUUUUACCUCUAACUUUUUGUCUUAGGCAAGUUGAGUCAAUGAGCGAUAUUGAAGCACUUGGAUAUCAGCCUGUGCCUUGGAAUCCCGAAGCUGGGUAUCCCGCGAAACUGCCCAAACACCACUAUCCACUGCCGGGAGCUGGCACGGGCAUUACAAUGGGCUUUACUCUGGUUCUGGAUGCGCAGCUGAGCGAAUAUUACUGCUCGUCGACGAAUGGACCUGGUUUUAAGGUCCUGUUCCAUAAUCCCAUUACAACGCCCAAUGUCAAGGAGGAGGGCCUUGUGCUGGGCAUUGGCUAUGAGACGGCUGAUUCGCUGUAUUUCCCACUGGCCAAGCGGGACUUCAAGCUGGCCAAUAGGGUCGUGGCUAGCAUGAACAAAAGCUAUCUGCUGGAUAAUAUUGCCGUCAUGAAUUUAUACUAUCGCGAAUCGGCCUACUAUGGCAGCAUGAAAAAUGUCUACAUUGGCUUCACGGAGUUCUUGUCUAACAUUGGCGGUGUCAUGGGCCUCUUUAUGGGCUUCAGCGUUAUCUCCAUAGCUGAAAUGCUUUACUUCUUGGUAUUGAAACCCCUAUCGGAGCUUAUAGCGUGGAAAUACGGCAGCAAGAAGCUACACAAAAUUGAGCGAACUCCCUCUAAACAGCAGCUGAAACAAGAUAAUCUAGUAUGGCAUACAAAGGAGCUGCAUCCGAAGGGCAUGUCUUCAAACAAAAUGCAGCCACGCGGCAAAAAUGCAAAAAUACUUUUAGUUAAAGAUAAAUAUAAGUACUAAGAGUGCUCUGGGUGACGACUGAGUGAAGAUCUACAAUUGAGUCCAUGAGUUUAAAGCUUUAAAUUUAACUAGAAAUGUUCGACUCUUAGGCAAGAGUCAACUACAUAUCAUAUAUGCUUUUAUGGCUCUACAGUGCCUGCUAAGUGUUUACCUUAUGCGCAUAUUUGAUAAAGGCCUGAAUACUAUAUAUAUAGAGUAGAGUCCAGCCGAGCAACAAGCGCUUGGUCAUUCAUCUAUUUAAUAUUAAAUAAUGCACCACAAUUACACUUCAAGUUAUUGUCGCAGCUGUGAGGGGGGCCAAGGGAACAACAAAGACUUGAAUGUCAUGCAGAGGGUCCCUCAGUUCCGAGUGUAAUGUAAUCGAAAUGGUUAAAUAUGCAAAUAUUAAUUAUGUGAAGUUUUACAAAGUCCGGAUACUUAAAGCACCCACUGUACAGUGUGAGCCAUCUUCGGGCAUUCUAGACUAGUAAAACUAAAUCACUUUCUAAAUUAUGGGUUUGGCAGCAGAUGCUCGCAGCCCGAAUGCUGCUUGCAAUUAAGAGUGUCCUUAUUAAAAAGAAGUGCGGAAAUAGAAGCGAGUCCUUUGGCCAAAAUAAUGUACAGUUGUAGUGGCUCGCCGUUGUGCUGCUGUGGCUAUUAUUAUUAUUUUAUUAUAUUUKAUGCCAAUAUAAGCGCAUUUUGCGUAAUUGCUUUCACUAGAUGUGCUCACAGUGCCCGCCAACAGUACGUGUACUGUUGUACCUAUGUAUCUGCGUGGCGCUUUAACUUGCCCUUGGAGCUGUGCUGUCUUGUCCUGCGCUGCACAACACUCGAGCGCAGCAGCACUCUUAUGGCUUGCCAUUGUGCCACCAGCAGCACGGCCACUCUGUCAGAGUCGAGAAACUGGGCUAACGCUCGAGUACGGACGGCUCUUCCCUAGGCCAGAGCCUCUAGAAGACCUGGCAUACUUAUGCCUCAACGGUAAUUGCUGACCCACACACAAAGUGACUAAUUUUGUUCAGACACACAUAAGUGCAUACAGGAAAAUAUACAUUUAAUUUGAGGGCUGCUCGA